GAGAAGCACACACACUCUCUCUCUUUACCAGAAUGGCUCCUACCUACACAAGCGGCUCUGCCAACACCAUGCUCUCUGCUGAAGACAUAGCAUAAAAUAAAUAUUAUUUAUAACAUAUGUUUGUGUCAUUGUUUACUAUUGAAUACUUUUCUUCAUGAUUUGAACUUUAAGGACAUAGAACUAACCUAAUGCCCUCUUCUCUUCAUCAGCUAAGAAAACCAGUUGGCGAGGAGAUGUGUAGAGACCGCAUCAACACCUGCAUAGAACAGCUCAAGACCCUGCUGGAGAGGGAGUUCCACAAACAGGACCCCAACACCAAGCUGGAGAAGGCUGACAUCCUGGAGAUGACGGUGGGGUUCCUGACGCAGAAGCUACAGCCUCAGUGCCCAGUCCCCCAGAGGGCCCACAGUGAGGGCUACUCCCAGUGCUGGAGGGAGACCCUGCACUUCCUGUCUUCCAGCUCCAUGAAGGACAUGAUGCUUCAGAACCUCCAGAGAGCUGGCCAGGACGUCUGCACCUCCUCACCACUCUCCUCCCAACAUCAACACCACAGCCAGGGCCCAGUGAAGCAGGCCACCAGUGGUCACAAAACAGUGUGGAGGCCCUGGUAGAACCACUACUUGGAGACUCUCUAUCUCACAAACUCACAAAUCUUUCUUGCUGCAGGAAAUACAUUUCCAAACUUUAUAUUGAAAUUAUAUUAUUUUCUUGUUAUAUAUGAAAUGAUUUCUACUGAUGUGAUUAUUAUUCUCUCUCAGAGAAUAAGCUGAAAAACAUAUUUGUAUCACUUUAUAAUGAAGAAUAUGUUUAAUAUUUUAUAUGUGUAUGUUUACGCGUGUAUGCAUUUUGAGCUCACUUGAUGCACCAAUGUGUCCUUUCGUCCUUUCAUUUUCUUUGAAAAGGAUUGUUAAGGUUAUAUAUUUACAUUUAUGGUUGCUUAGCCAACUGAAAUCUUGCAUUAACCAUAUUGUAUGUACUGACCUAUUGAAGGGUAUUUACAAAUGCUUUGAUAUGCCUUUUGUAAAGGCUUUUUGGGACAUUGUUGUUCCACCAUAGACACUGUUGUGCUGUGAAAUGUAUUGUUGACACUGUGUGUCUUUUAUUCUCACUUGAUAAAGUGAACAUACAUCCAAAAAGGAUUCCAAUGAAAUGUAACAAAUUUAACUGAAGUGGAAGUUAACAGGAAAUGACAGAUAAUGCAAACAGGCAGUGUACUGGUAAAUACUGUAGUUAAAAGUGCAGGUAUCUGUACACAUCAGCACAUGAGGAUUUAUUAUCGUGUUUAUCAGUGCAAUGUAUCUACUCCUGGGCAGAGAACAGCCUCACUUCUGAUUGGUGAAAAAAUAAAGUAAGGAUGAUAUGUAAAAAAAAUAAUAAUAAUAAAUUAUAAUCUUUCACUAAGUUAUCCAUUUAAUGCCCUUAAACCUAAGUUGUAUGGUCGCAAUUACUGUAAUGGAAUUCCCUAUCUAGCCCAUUACAUUGAAGCUCUUGGAGACUUCUGUAUUGCUGUGUGGGGCACCUAUUUUCAAAUGUAAGUGUUAAAAAUAGCUGCCUGACAGAAUAUAGUGAUCCACGUCUCGACACCAACCUGGAAAUCUUGCAUAUAGUUUAUCUGGACUUUUACAUGACCAUAUUCGAGACAACUUUUUGGGGUGGUAGGUAGCCUAGUGUUUAGAGCAUUGGACUAGUAACUGAAAGGUUCCAAGAUCGAAUCCCCGAGCUGACAAGGUAAAAAUCCGUUGUUCUGCCACUGAACUGUUCCUAGUCCGUCAUUGAAAAUAAGAAUUUGUUCUUAACUGACUUGCCUAGUUAAACAAAGGUUAAAUUAAUUGGAAGUAAUGUACAGCAAUUGGAAUAAUCAAGAGAUC
Molecule: messenger RNA, 1868 nt
Organism: Oncorhynchus gorbuscha (pink salmon)
Lineage: Eukaryota; Metazoa; Chordata; Actinopteri; Salmoniformes; Salmonidae
Product: transcription factor HES-5-like
Exons: 1
Coding region: 189-611 (140 amino acids)
Biological process (GO): regulation of transcription by RNA polymerase II; anterior/posterior pattern specification; regulation of neurogenesis
Cellular component (GO): nucleus
Molecular function (GO): protein dimerization activity; RNA polymerase II cis-regulatory region sequence-specific DNA binding; DNA-binding transcription factor activity, RNA polymerase II-specific
Source: RefSeq, a predicted model, not a curated record